GCCGGCAGGUGGCGCUGACAUCAAUGUCAGUCUACAGCGCAACUUCACUCUACAACGUAAAGUUAAUGCUGCGCUGUCAACAACGUGCGUGUGUUGUGAAUGUGUAUUCAGCUAAUGGUAAUUUUCUUCACUUAGAUAGAAAUAAACCACACGACAAGAUCUAAUCUUGUUGAAAGCCUCUGGGCAAAAUGAGAAACCUCAGUCUGCUGCAGCGCUGGAGAUGUAUGGAUCUUCCGAUCCCGGGAUCUCCACAGUGUUUCACCAUCAGGAGCGAUGCUGGAACAGUGCUGGUGGCCUCUGAGCUCUCCAUCACUGAGUACGACCCUCGGACGGGAGAGGUGAUUAAAGAGGCGUCUUUGACAGUAGAUGACUAUCUUCCAGAAGAUGGUAGUGGGGUUGUGGUGGCCAUCCAAGAUCUGCCAGAUCAAGAAUCUGUGUGUGUGGCCACUGCGAAUGGUGAUGUUAUUCUCUACAACCUCAACACAAAUCAGUUAGAGUGUGUCGGUAGUGUGGACAGUGGACUAACCGGUAUGACAUGGAGUCCAGACCAGGAGUUGGUGACUUUAACCACAGGUCAGCAGACUAUUAUCAUGAUGACCAAAGACUUUGAAGCUAUCACUGAAGUUGCUAUCAAUCAGGAUGACUUUGGUGAAGAUAAGUUUAUCACAGUUGGUUGGGGGAAGAAAGAGACCCAGUUUCAUGGUUCUGAGGGCAAGAAGGCAGCCCAACGGAAAGCUGCAGAAGUGCAGCCUGCCUUGCCAUGGGACGACAGGAAGCCUAGGAUCACGUGGCGUGGGGAUGGACAGUUCUUUGCUGUUAGUGCUGUUUGUCCACUGACUGGUGCUCGAAAGGUUCGAGUCUGGAAUAGAGAAUGUGUCCUGCAGGCCACCAGUGAGGUUGUCAACGGUCUGGAGCAAGCUCUGUGCUGGAAGCCCUCAGGCAGCCUGAUUGCCUCCACACAGCGUCUCCCUAACAAACAUAGCGUGGUGUUUAUGGAAAAGAAUGGACUGCUGCAUGGAGAUUUCACUCUGCCCUUUGGCAAGGAACAGGUUAAGGUGAAGGAGCUGCUGUGGAACAGUGACUCUACUGUGCUUGCUGUCUGGAUGGAGGAUUUGAAAGCAGAAAAUGAUCAACCCAAUACAUACAUUCAGUUGUGGACUGUGGGGAAUUAUCACUGGUAUCUAAAGCAGAGUUUACAUUUCGGCCACGAGCCUCUGAAGGCCCCAGCGUGUGUGUGCUGGGACCCAGAGAAACCUUUGCGUCUUCACCUCCUGACGCGUGGAUGGGCCAGCUAUACUUACGAGUGGGGAUGGAGCACUCAGCGUAGUCAUGGCAACGAUUCAUAUGAUAAUGCCAAUGUGGCAGUGAUUGAUGGAGAUAAAGUCCUGGUGACGACAUUUCGCCAGUGUGUGAUCCCCCCACCUAUGUGUGCAUUCGAGCUUCAUCUUCCUGUUCCUGUCAACUUGGUCACGUUCCUCUCUCAAGACCAAAGGACCAAUGAGCUUGCAGCUCUCACAGCCGAUGGGCACAUUCACGUAUACAGUCCGGGUAGUGGAGAUGCUGGUGUUCCUGGUUCUGCCUUUAAAGCUGUUUCAACACCAUUGGUAUUAAAAAAGACAUACAGGGUCGCUGUGGAUCAGGAUGAACCUCUGACACUGCGCUUGCUGCUCUGGUUAAGUAAUGACACAUUUUUGACUGCGGCUCAUGAUGGGAGAAACUUGAGCCGGCUACUAAAACUCACCCCAUCAGACAGCCAGGACCUCAAGGACACACUGGAGAUCAGGUCUGAGUUACCAGUGGAUGGUCAUGUGAUCAGCUUGUGUCACAGCCUCAGAAGUGGCACCAUUGCCCUGCAGCUUGAUGAUGGACAGAUAAGGAAACUUUGCAUGGACUCUUCAGAUCUUCGAGUAACAGAAUGGAAAGAUUCUUCUGGUAAUACCAUCAACUUUCCCAGACCUUGUGUUCAAACAGCACUGUGUACCCUCGGUGGAGAGGAAUAUUUAAUAGGCCUCACAGAAAGGUCACACUUCUACAUAGGUGACUCACAGGUGGCCUAUGGUAUCUCCUCAUUUUUAGUUUAUGAUGAGUUCCUUCUGCUCACCACGCACUCUCACAUGUGCCACUGUCUAAACCUCAGCACGCUCUCCAUUAAAGGUCUGCAGUCGACUCUGAGCUCAGACGCCAGUCAGAAUGACGAGACUGUACGUAAGGUGGAGCGAGGUUCCCGAAUCAUUGCAGUGGUUCCCCAGGACACCAGACUCAUCCUACAGAUGCCACGAGGGAACUUGGAAACGAUCCAUCAUCGGGCUCUAGUGCUGGCACAGCUCAGAAAAUGGCUUGAUGGUCUCAGAUUUAAAGAUGCUUUCGAGUGCAUGAGGAAGCUGAGGAUCAACCUCAACCUCAUUUACGACCACAAUCCCACUGUGUUUCUCGAAAACGUGGAGAUGUUCCUAAAACAGAUCGACUCCAUCAACCACAUCAACCUGUUUCUCACUGAGCUCAAAGAGGAAGACACCUCCAAAACAAUGUACCCGUGUCCCGCAAGCUCCGCCUCAGGUUCUGCUCCAGGUAAAGGAGAGAAGAAAGUCGACAUUGUUUGUGAUGCUUUACGGACCACGAUGGAAACUCUCGACGCGCACAAAUAUUGUUUAUGUAUUUUGACGUCACACGUGAGAAAAACUACACCAGAAUUGGAAAUCGCACUGCAGAAGGUUCAUGAAUUACGAGUAAACCCACCGAGUAAAUCCAACGGCGUGAACGCGGAGGAAGCCCUAAAGUAUCUCCUGUUUCUCGUCAAUGUUAAUGAGCUGUACGAGCACUCCCUCGGCACCUACGACUUCGACCUCGUCCUCAUGGUGGCCGAGAAAUCUCAGAAGGACCCGAAAGAGUACUUGCCCUUCCUGAACAUGCUGAAAACCCUGGAGGUGAACUAUCAGCGCUACACCAUCGACAAACACUUGAAGAGAUACAGAAAAGCCUUACAUCAUCUCAGCAAAUGUGGUGAAGAACAUUUCACAGAGUUAUUAAACUUGGUGAAAGAUCAGAGACUGUACAGUGAUGCUCUUGACCUUUUCCCUUCAGACAGUCAGCAAUACAAAACACUGAGCGUGGCCUACGCCGAGCAUCUAGUUGAGCAGCAGCAGGCAGAGCAGGCGGGGCUGUUGCUAUGGCGAUGUGGAGAGACCGCCCGUGCUCUCCAAGCUUUCGUCAGCUGUUCGAGCUGGAGAAACGCCCUCGCCGUGGCAACACACAUCCCACUGGCCCCAGAACAGCUGACACAGCUAGCAAGAGACCUAGCAGAGAAACUUCUGGAGGCUAAAAGGCACACAGAAGCCGCUCUGUGUUUGGAGCAGUAUGCAAAGGAUUGUGAGGAGGCGAUCUCUGCACUUAUAGAGGGAUCUGCAUGGGAGGAAGCCCUGAGACUGAUUUAUUUGUACAACAGACAGGACAUCAUUGAGACUAAUCUAAAAACUGCUAUAUUAGAAGCUCACAGCAAUCAGAUGUCCUUCCUAGAGUCCCAGAAGGCUUUGUUCAUCCGUCACAAAAAUCGUCUCGUUGUGGUUCGAGAGCUUAAAGCCAAGGCCAGGCUGGAGUUAUUUGAUGAAGACGGUCCUGACUGCGCAGAUGCUGAACUCUACUCUGAAGCCAGCAGCGCGCUGACCGGCAGUCAUCUCGGUUCAAAGUAUUCCCGCAGUAACUCGCGCAUUUCAUCGAGAUCGUCCAAGAAUCGUAGGAAAGCAGAAGGAAAGAAACACAGUCUGAAGGAGGGAAGCCCGUUUGAGGACAUCGCCCUCCUGAAUGCACUUACCCAGAUCAUCACUGUUGUUGACAAGAUGAAAGAAGAGGUUCAUAGUCUGCUGAAGGUUCUUGUGCUCUUCCAUUAUGAUGCUCAGGCAAACGGCCUGCAGAGAGACUACAGUGAUUUACUCCAAAUCAUGGAGACCAGCAUCCCAGAUAUCUGGAGUGAAAAUCUGCAGCAGGGCCAAAAUCCUGUUACAGGUCCUAACUCAACAGCCAAUAGCAUCAUGGCAUCGUAUCAGCAGCAGAGACCGGCGACAUCUCCACGAGAUCCUGAAGUCCUGAUGGCACCCAAGAUGAGAAACUCUGUUAAGUGGAAACUAACUAUACUAAAAUAGUCUGCAUGUUACAAAGAAACUCUUGUAUUUUAUUAAAAUUUGCAUCGUUUUAUGGUACAUUAUGGAAGAAUUAAAGAUUAAAAAAUGUUA
Misgurnus anguillicaudatus (oriental weatherfish) is the source of this 4226-nucleotide messenger RNA. The record is from RefSeq and is a predicted model, not a curated record. NCBI's taxonomy places the organism in Eukaryota, Metazoa, Chordata, Actinopteri, Cypriniformes, Cobitidae.